This is a messenger RNA of Scheffersomyces stipitis CBS 6054, 981 nucleotides long. RefSeq names its product histone deacetylase (gene HST2). Gene Ontology annotation, molecular function: histone deacetylase activity, NAD-dependent; NAD+ binding. Lineage: Eukaryota; Fungi; Ascomycota; Pichiomycetes; Serinales; Debaryomycetaceae. The coding region runs from base 1 to 981 and encodes 326 amino acids. The transcript has a single exon. The record is from RefSeq and is a predicted model, not a curated record.
AUGUCUGCGGACCUUGAAAAGAAGCUCCGACCGCUCGUAGAUGCCAUCCAAUCGGGCAAAAAGAUCACGUUUUUCAAUGGUGCUGGAGUUUCUACCAGUGCAGGGAUUCCAGAUUUCAGAUCUCCGAAGACAGGACUCUAUGCCAAUUUGGCAAAACUCGAUUUGCCGUAUGCGGAGGCAGUUUUUGAUAUCGACUACUUUAGAGAGAAUCCAAAGGCUUUUUAUACUUUGACCCAAGAAUUGUAUCCUGGCAAAUUUGCUCCCACCAAAUUCCACUACUUCGUAAAAUUGGUUCAGGACAAGAAGUUGUUGAAAAGAGUCUACACUCAGAAUAUUGAUACAUUGGAAAGACUAGCAGGUGUAGAGGAUGAAUACAUUGUAGAAGCGCAUGGGUCUUUCGCGCGCAAUCAUUGCAUAGACUGUUCAGAAGAGAUGUCUACCGAGACGUUGAUAGAGCACAUGAACAAUAAGGAUAAGAACGAAGGUAUUCCUACAUGUUCAGCAUGUAAGGGAUAUGUGAAACCAGAUAUUGUUUUCUUUGGCGAAGGCUUGCCUUCAAGGUUUUUUGACUUAUGGGAUGAAGACUCCGACGAAGUAGAAGUAGCAUUAGUAGCUGGAACGUCUUUGACUGUAUACCCAUUUGCUUCUUUACCUGCAGAAGUAGGCAAGAAAACGUUGAGAGUUUUGGUUAACAAGGAGAACGUAGGUGACUUCAAAGCUGGUAAAAGACGGUCAGAUUUAGUACUUCUACACGAUUGCGACUAUGUAGCUGAAAAGUUGUGUGAACUCUUGAACUGGAAGGAUGAACUUGAUGCCUACAUUGAAGAGGCUACGAAGAAGUAUUCCAAGAAUAAGGAAACAGCGGCAGAACUAGCUGAAGAGAUCACCGAGGAAAUAAAGGAGGUAAUAGAAAAGAUGUCUCCGGCAGCAGAAACAAAAGAAGAAGAAUUAGAAGAUCAAAUCAGCAAAUUGAAGAUUUAA